AUGGAGGGCGGGCGGGCCCCGCCGUGGGAGGCGCGGCUGGCGGAAGCCGAAGCGGGCCGGACCGAGUACCGCGAGGCCGCCCGGCUGCUGGCCCGGCGCAACGCGGAGCUGCUGCAGCGGCAGCGGCACUCGGAGAGGGAGGCGGCGGCCGUGCUGGCGCUCCUCGCGGAGCAGGGCCGGGAGAGGGCGGCGGAGACUGAGAAACUGAAGAAGGAGCUAAUUGAUUUGAAACAGCGAACACAAGAAGAGAACAGGAAACUGGAAGACUAUUAUACCCAACAAAUAAAAGAACUGGAAGAGAAAUUUCAGAAAAAAGUUGGAGAAAUCAGCCAAAUUCAAGUAGAAUUGAAUUUAAUAAAGGAAUUCCACAGGGAGAAAGCAGCUAUGGAGGAAGAGCUGGAAGAUCUAAAGAAGAAUAUCAAGAUCUCAAACAGGAGACAUCAGGAAGAGGUUGUGCGACUGGAGAGGAGGUUUCUUGAAGAGAAGAAAAGACUAGAAGAAGAUGCUGAGAAGAAGAUAAUGAUGACAAGAGAGGCUGCUCGACACGAAGCUGUUUUGCAGCUGAACAGCGUUGAGAGACAAGUUUUUAAAGAGAACAUUCAUCUUCAUGGUGCUUCAUCUUCUCACCUGAAGGAGGCAACGGAGUUGCAGAAAAUGAAACAGAAGUUAGAGGAGGAUAAAAUUCUUCUGUCACAGGAAAAGGAAAUCACUGAGAGUUUGAUGAGAAAAAAGAUCCUACAGAUCAACAAGCAGAAAGCACAGAUAGGAGAUCUGCAACAUAAAGUGGAAAAACUGGAGAUGGCCUUAUGUCACAAGACUAAGGAAUUUGAGACAAAGACUCAAAAAACACAGCAUCAGGCACUGAUAGAAAACCAGGCUAGCAUGGUCGAGAUCAAGAAACUGCAGCACCUGCUAGAAAUGAAGGAUCAGGAGAUGAACCGAGUGAAGAAACUAGCUCGGAAUAUCUUAAAUGAGAGGACUGAAGUGGAAAGGUUCUUCCUGGAUGCUCUGGAACAUGUGAAGAGGGAGAUCAUAGCCAGUAGAAAACACUAUAAGGAAAUGGCCCAGGCUGUUUAUUACAGGAAAAUGAUGGAGGCGUGUGCAGGGAAGGAAGAGUUUCCCGAAAUCAAAACAUUUAAUAGCAACGUGAACAGCACAAAUAGUGUGUACAGAGACCUAGAAGAAGCAGAGAAAUGCUACUGGGAAAAUACCCAGUUUAAAAAAGUAGAUAUCAGUGAGUUGACAUGGGAACAAAAAGAGCGUGUCCUGAGAUUACUUUUUGCCAAAAUGAAUGACACAAAUCUAUGGAAAUACAGGAGAGAUCUGGCUACUUCAACUCCAGCUCCUGCUGAUGCUAACAAAGAAAGUAUAGCUGGAAUUCUUGCAUCUGUCUCCAAUAUUUGAGUUCCACCGCUGCCUGCUCAUGCGUUUCUCCACUCUAACUUCUCAGCAUGUGAGCUCUGCCCCAGGGCUCAUACAACAGGAUUUCUGCUGGCUUUCCAUGCGUUGAGCCCCAGGUACUCAAAACACGGGCCCGCCAGUCAAAUCUCAGGAGCUCUGCACAUAUAUGAUAGGGGCUAAGACAGAGGUCUUUCCAAACCUCUCUAACAGCAGUAGGAUCAGAUGCUCAAACAGCUCUAACACCUCCACUAGCACACACCACAACGCAUACAUACUCCAAUCCAACAAGAGCUAUUAUUACCUUCAUGCUGUCCAUGGAUGAUAUUCAGAGUCCCAUCUGGGGCACCAGCAUCUUGAAACAGCUUGGCAAGGAACAUGAGUGCACCUGGCACACGCUCAGAAGGUUUCAUCAAGAAUGUGUUUCCACAAACCAUAGCCAUGGGAAACAUCCAGAGAGGAAUCAUCGCUGGGAAAUUGAACGGUGCAAUGCCAGCACACACACCCAAAGGCAGACGGUAGGUGCAAGUGUCCAUGUCUUUAGUGAUGGAGGGCAUGGUCUCUCCCAGUAUGAGAGAUGUCACACUGCAAGCGUGUUCAACCACCUCUGCAGCAGAAAGGGCAACAUGCCACUGGGUGAUCUGUUAACGGUCACUCCCCAUACUCCCUUCUCAGCACUACCUUGACCCAAGUCCUUCUUCCAGCCACGACUUAAAACUCAUUGUGCUCCAGAAAAUCCCUCUGCUCUCCCAAGCACUGUGAGCUCACUGUGAAUGGAUUCUCUCCUGAGUAUGCUAUACACCACUGUGAUAGAAGCACAGAUUCAACAGCCCCAGUAAAAGUAGUACAGAUGUAGUUUUAAUGUACCAGCUGGGAUUCAACCUCAGACAUUUCAGCACAAGUGAGAAGUUCCUAUCUCUUUGCAGCAUUCAGUACUCACUCCUAGGAAAAUAAAGGAUCAAACAACUUGGAAGUGACUUAAGAACUCUACCUAAGGGAACUUCUCAAGUUGGAGUUACAACUGCCCUUCUUUUUCAGAAGGAAGUUAUGAGGGGAGCUAGAUGUACAAACUCCAAGAGCAAACAGUUGCUCAGGAGAAUUCCUCCCUUCCUGUGGGUUCUGAAAGCCCCUUUUGUAACAGACGGAGCCAGCAGCUUACGGAGGCCUCGGAACACAUCUCCCUCAGCGUCAGCCAGGGUCUUCCCUUGCUCAAAGGUGAUGAGUUUUGAAAUUUCUUUCUGAAAAUGGAAAACACAAAGUUUAUGAAUGUUAGGAAAAUGCCUGCCCGUGAAGAAGGGCUCAGGGAUAAGUUUAACAUCUACUGAAUAUUACGGUCUGAAUAGAUCCUGGGAAAGCCGACAAGGGCUGGACAAGAAGUCAAUGAGCUACACAAGUGAUAUUGUAAAAAAACCACCAAAACCAACAAACAACUGUGGGCUGGCUUAUAUUCUAUUGCUUUCAUGUGUCACAACACAGACACAGAAAAACCUGGGGAAUCCAAAAAUACACUUCUCUCACUUGUCUUUGUCAACUGGCACAUUCUCCACCAAGGUCCUCCUGUGGUAUUUUGGUAAAAGAAACAAAUGCAGAAUAAUAUUCCCUAAGAAGUACUGCUUCUGUGUCUGCUUCGGCCUGGAGAGUGCUUUGCUACCUCUCAGUGAUGGUGACUCUGUCAGCUCCUCACUUACAGCAACAACACCUUAACAGCAACUCAGUUAAUGAUUAAGUCUCUCAAUUUUGUUCACAGUCAGCUGCAAUGCAUUCAGCAACAGCCAUCACACAUAGCCUCAGUGUCUCACCAGAUUGUCUUUGAUGAGCUGUUGGUAACGCAGGAAGAUUU
Messenger RNA from Lagopus leucura (white-tailed ptarmigan), 3238 nucleotides. It is a transcript of the gene BBOF1, whose product is annotated as basal body orientation factor 1. The coding region runs from base 1 to 1404 and encodes 467 amino acids. The transcript has 10 exons. NCBI's taxonomy places the organism in Eukaryota, Metazoa, Chordata, Aves, Galliformes, Phasianidae. The record is from RefSeq and is a predicted model, not a curated record.